This is a messenger RNA of Spirometra erinaceieuropaei, 2138 nucleotides long. NCBI's taxonomy places the organism in Eukaryota, Metazoa, Platyhelminthes, Cestoda, Diphyllobothriidea, Diphyllobothriidae. The record is from the annotation of a GenBank genome assembly.
AUGCGUAUUCGCCUACAGCCUCGCAGGAGACCACAAGGUAAACGACCCCCAGGUAGCUGAAUGUUGCCUUGUUGUCUUUGCCCGCUCACCAUCUUCAUUUCAGCAAUGAGCUAGCUCAACGGCUAGAAAACCUUCCUAUCGCCGCCGCUGCCGAGAACGCCUCCGUGGAGAAGCGCUGGUGUCAACUGCGAGACACGGUCCAGUCGACGGCGCUUGCCGUCCUCAGUCGCUCUCCCCGCCAACACCAGGACUGGUUCGACGACAACUUCGCCGCCAUCAGAAAUCUGCUAGCUGAGAAUAACCGCCUACACAAAGCCUACGUAGAUCACCCCACUGAGGACAACAAAGCUGCCUUCUACCGCAGUCGCCGUCAACUUCAGCAACGACUGCGUGAGAUGCAGGACGCCUGAACUGCUCGUAAAGCUGAGGAGAUCCAAGGGUACGCGGACCACAACGAAUGGAAGAACUUCUUCUCUGCGAUCAAAGCUGUCUACGGUCCGCCGACGAAGGGCACUGCUCCUCUCCUCAGCGCCAACGGCAACACUCUCCUGACUGGGAAGACGCAAAUCCUACAGCGAUGGGCCGAGCAUUUCCGAGGCGUCCUCAACUGCCCCUCCGUCAUCUCCGACGCAGCCAUCGAGCGUUUGCCGCAAGUGGAGACCAACGUGGACCUCGACCUCCCGCCAUCUCUCCAGGAGACCAUCAGGGCCGUGCAGCAGCUCUCCUGCGGGAAAGCAUCCGGAUCGGACGCAAUCCCUGCUGAAGUCUACAAGCAUGGAGGUCCCCAAAUGAUGGAUCACCUGACUGCGCUCUUCCAAGAGAUGUGGCGUCAAGGUGAAGUCCCGCAAGAUUUCAAAGACGCAACUAUCGUGCAUAUCUACAAACGCAAAGGCAAUCGCCAAGUCUGCGACAAUCACCGUGGCAUCUCACUGCUGAACAUCGCCGGGAAGAUCUUCGCUCGCAUCCUUCUCAACCGCCUCAAUAAUCAUCUGGAACAGGGCCUUCUGCCGGAAAGCCACUGCGGCUUCCGUCGUCAUCGCGGGACCACGGAUAUGAUCGUCGCCGCCCGUCAACUCCAGGAGAAGUGUCAGGAGAUGCGGACCCACCUGUACUCUACCUUCGUGGACCUGACGAAAGCCUUCAACACGGUGAAUCGUGAAGGACUGUGGAAGAUCAUGCAGAAAUUCGGCUGUCCGGAGCGAUUCACUCAGAUGGUGCGUCAGCUGCACGACGGUAUGAUGGCGCGAGUCACAGACAACGGAGCUGUCUCAGAGGCAUUCGCAGUGACCAAUGGAGUGAAGCAGGGCUGCGUACUGGCGCCUACCCUCUUCAGUCUUAUGUUCUCUGCCAUGAUGAUGGACGCCUACCGCGACGAACGCCCCGGGAUCCGCAUCGCCUACAGGACGGACGGUCACCUGCUGAAUCAACGGCGGAUGCACUUCCAAUCGCGCGUAUCCACAACCACCAUUCACGAACUCCUCUUCGCCGACGACUGCGCCCUGAACACCACCUCGGAAGUGGAGAUGCAACGGAGCAUGGACCUGUUCUCCGCCGCCUGCGAGAACUUUGGGUUGGUCAUUAACACGCAGAAGACGGUGGUGAUGCACCAACCGCCACCCAACUCAGCCACAGCCCCAAACGCGCCGCCGCAAAUCAGCGUGAAUGGGACCCAACGGCAAGUGGUGGAGAACUUCCCGUACCUGGGCAGUACUCUCUCCCACAACACCAAGAUUGAUGACGAAGUCGCCAACAGAAUCUCGAAAGCCAGUCAAGCCUUCGGUCGUCUCCAAAGCACAGUUUGGAAUCGUGACGGACUUCAACUGAACACGAAGCUGAAGAUGUACAAGGUCGUCAUCCUGCCGACGCUACUGUACGGAGCAGAGACCUGGACGGUGUACACGAGGCAGGCACGCCGUCUGAACCACUUCCACCUCAGUUGUCUUCGUCGCAUCCUGAGGCUAAAGUGGCAGGAUCGAAUCCCCGACACUGAUGUGCUGGAACGGACGGGAAUCCUCAGCAUCUACGCCAUACUGAGGCAAAUUCAGCUGCGAUGGAGCGGCCACCUGUUGCGCAUGGACGACGAGCGACUACCCGAACGACUCUUCUACGGAGACGUCGCGACGGGUUCUCGCCGUUAA